GAGCCCAAGGGCUCUGGCAAGGUUGAGUACGCCAAGGAGGCUAGCGCCAAGAGGGCGGUCGCUAGGCUGAACGGUGCGGACCUUGACGGACAUACCGUGUCUGUUCAGUUGGAUGGGGGGGGUGGCGGGAAGGGCAAAGGCAAGACCAAAGACACCCCGCGUCACGUGUUCUUCGCGUGCCUCAGCUACGACACUCAGCAGGAGGGCUUCAAGACGUUUGCGGAGCAGGCAGGACCUGUGGUGGACGCGAUCCUUUUCACGGACAGGGAGACGGGCCAGUCGAAGGGCUGCGGCAAGGUCGAAUAUGAGAUUUUAUGGAGGCGGCGGCCCGCGCCGUCGAGGAGCUCAACGGGUUCGAGCUGGACGGCCGGUGGGUCGUUGCGCGACCGGCGCUGGAGCCCAGGGAGGCCCCGGCACCGGAGGAGCCGCCCAGCGAGGAGACGGUGGCCCGCUGGGUUGACGAGCUGAGCGAGAGGGGCGUUGUCCUGGAUGACCAGGCCGUCUCCGCGCUGUGCGAGGUGGACCUGGAGACGUCCGUCGCCAUCCUGCAGGAGUUGAGUGACCGGGGGAGCACGGUCUGCGAGGCCGGCCGCACGGUGUCGCAGUACGUGCUGGACUCGGUGGGCCGCUCGGGGGAGGCGGAGAAGCCGUGCAGCCCCGCGCUGUUCAAGAUGCGGUUCCUGCAGUCGCUGCAGAAGGAGGAGGCCAAGAAGGGCAAGAAGGGCAAGGGGGGCAAGAAGGGCAAGGGAAGGGGCUGACGUCGGCGGCGCACGCCCGCGCUCGAGCUGGGCGACGGCAAUGCACCUCCCCGAGGGCCUCUCCGUCGUGGCGGCGGCCUCCGCGCCGUGCCCCAGGCCGGCGCCGGCGGGCUCCCCAGGGGAGCGCGCUCGACUCCGGCGUUUGUCGCUGCCGCUCCCGCUUCCCAGACCCCCGACGUCGUUCAGGAGGGAA
Prorocentrum cordatum is the source of this 951-nucleotide messenger RNA. The record is from the annotation of a GenBank genome assembly. Lineage: Eukaryota; Dinophyceae; Prorocentrales; Prorocentraceae.